AUGUGGGGGACAUUCCAAGAUUCGCAGCAAAUUUACAUGGUAAUGGAUUUUAUUGAAGGUGGAGAAUUAUUUUCUCUAUUAAGAAAAUCAAAAAGAUUUCCAAACCCAGUUGCCAAAUUUUAUGCUGCAGAAAUAUGUCUUGCUUUAGAAUACUUACAUGAUUUGGAAAUUAUUUAUAGAGAUUUAAAGCCAGAAAAUAUUUUACUUGAUAGGAAUGGCCAUAUUAAAAUAACAGAUUUUGGUUUUGCAAAAUACGUUCCUGAUGUGACAUAUACCUUAUGUGGAACACCAGAUUACAUUGCUCCAGAAGUUGUCAGUACGAAGCCUUAUAAUAAAUCUGUAGAUUGGUGGUCAUUUGGUAUAAUAAUAUAUGAAAUGUUAGCUGGUUAUACCCCUUUUUAUGAUUCUAACACUAUUAAAAUAUAUGAGAAAAUAUUGAAUGCCCCAUUGAAAUUUCCAGAAUACUUUGAUUCCUUAGUGCAGGAUUUAUUGAGAGGGUUAAUCAACAGAAAUUUAAGUCAAAGAUUAGGCAAUUUGCAAGGUGGUACUGAAGAUGUUAAAAACCAUCCAUGGUUUGAAGAGGUUGUUUGGGAUAAAAUAUUAGCAAGAUGUAUUGAAACACCAUACGAACCACCAAUAAGACAUGGACAAGGUGAUUCAUCUCAGUUUGAUAGAUACCCUGAAGAGGAACUUCACUAUGGUUUUCAAGGUGAAGAUCCGUAUCAUGAUUUAUUUAAAGCGUUUUAG
This is a messenger RNA of Arxiozyma heterogenica, 747 nucleotides long. RefSeq lists its product as uncharacterized. Gene Ontology annotation, biological process: protein phosphorylation. The transcript has a single exon. Gene Ontology annotation, cellular component: nucleus. The record is from RefSeq and is a predicted model, not a curated record. NCBI's taxonomy places the organism in Eukaryota, Fungi, Ascomycota, Saccharomycetes, Saccharomycetales, Saccharomycetaceae. Gene Ontology annotation, molecular function: ATP binding; protein serine/threonine kinase activity. Bases 1 to 747 code for a protein of 248 amino acids.